AUGUCGGGCCGCCUGGCCGCCGACGGCCGUGGGGGCCGCCCGUACGCGCGCUGCCAACCGCCGCCGCGUACGCACGCGCUGUGCGCGCUCCCGCCGCGCCCGGACAAUAAGACCCGGGACGCCCACGGCCCCGCCCUCCCCGCUGCCAUAGAGAGUCUCCACGGGAUGCUUGCUUCCUCAGGCACCAUAGGAGCAUUGAUGGCUUGGCUGAUCAGCUAUAAGCCAGCCUUGUUUGGCUUUCUAUUCCUUCUGCUGUUGCUUAGCAACUGGCUGGUCAAGCAUGAACUCAAACCUACUCCUCAAGAGCCCCAGCAGGACAAGAUCCUUGAACGGCUUAUGUUCAGUGAAAUGAAACUGAAAGUCUUAGAAAAUCAGAUGUUCAUCGUAUGGAAUAGAAUGAAUCACCACAAGCAGUCAAGCCGACGGCGGACUUUUCCAGCAGGAAAACACAGAAUGCGGAGGCGGGAGUCUCUUUUCUCCAUCCUCUCUGAUUGCACUUCCAAUUCCCCCUAA
Messenger RNA from Dama dama (fallow deer), 513 nucleotides. It is a transcript of the gene TEX46, whose product is annotated as testis expressed 46. The record is from RefSeq and is a predicted model, not a curated record. The transcript has 4 exons. Lineage: Eukaryota; Metazoa; Chordata; Mammalia; Artiodactyla; Cervidae. The coding region runs from base 1 to 513 and encodes 170 amino acids.